UUUCCAUUGUGGGCAUGUAGCCUGGCAGGAUGCACUCAGAAUUGCUCUCUGAUAGAACCAAUGGGAACUCAAGGGGAAGGGGAGGAGUUUAUAAAUAGGAAGAGUGGGAGCCAGAUUAGAGUAGAAGAUUUAUGGUGGGAGCCGUACAAGGACCAGAUACCUGUACCAUAGGGAUUGUAUUCCAGCAACUUUACCCAUUUUGUGGAAUUUAGAUAGCAGGCUGCUUGCUCCCUCAUCCCCCUGCAGAAGAAGAGGAUUAAAAUGGCUGUAGGCUGUGCAGAUUGCAGACUGGUGUGGCAAAGACUCAGGGGGAGUUUGAAGGAGACUGGGGGACUAGCACUUGUUUCCCAUCUUUAAGGAGAUGGCAUGCCCUAGAGAGAGUUUAGGGUUUCCACAGAAACUGAGAAGAGAAGAGCCCCAGGGAAGUGUAUAUUCCCCUGUUCACACCAGUUCUAUGUCGGUGAGUUCAUCAUCAAGCUUUUCCCCAGGGAAUUCAGUGGAUGGCCAUCCUAGCUACAUGGAGGCUCCAGUGAGUGCUUCGAGGACUCUCACGUCUCCAAUGAACACGAUAGGGUCGCCUGCGAAUGCGCUAGGCUCGCCAUACAGAGUCAUCACUUCGUCCAUUGGAUCUCAUUCCAUUUCCCUGUCUUCAGCUCCUGGCAUGAAUUUUGUUGCGCACACCAGCCCUCAGCUCAAUGUCAUGAACAAUGUCAGCAGCUCUGAAGACAUUAAGCCCCUGCCAGGCCUCCCAGGGAUUGGAAACAUGAAUUAUCCCUCCACUAGCCCAGGGUCCCUGGCCAAACACAUCUGUGCAAUCUGCGGGGACAGAUCAUCAGGGAAGCACUACGGAGUGUACAGCUGUGAAGGCUGUAAAGGGUUCUUCAAGAGGACGAUAAGAAAGGACCUUAUCUACACAUGCCGCGAUAACAAAGACUGUCUAAUAGACAAGCGUCAGCGCAACCGCUGCCAGUACUGCCGCUAUCAGAAGUGCCUGGCUAUGGGUAUGAAGAGAGAAGCUGUGCAAGAGGAGAGACAGAGAAGCCGAGAGCGCAACGAGAAUGAAGCCGAGUCCACGAGCAAUGGCAAUGAGGAUAUGCCUGUGGAGAGGAUUUUAGAAGCUGAAUUGGCUGUUGAACCAAAGACGGAAUCGUACAGCGACGUGAAUACUGAGAACUCGAUAAAUGACCCUGUCACCAAUAUAUGCCAUGCAGCGGACAAGCAGCUCUUCACCUUAGUUGAAUGGGCUAAGCGAAUCCCCCACUUCUCAGAGCUGACACUGGAAGACCAAGUGAUUCUUCUGCGGGCAGGUUGGAAUGAGCUGCUCAUUGCCUCGUUCUCCCAUCGCUCAGUGUCGGUGCAAGACGGCAUCCUGCUCGCCACAGGCUUACACGUGCAUCGCAGCAGUGCGCACAGUGCCGGCGUGGGCUCCAUUUUCGACAGAGUUCUGACAGAAUUAGUGUCUAAAAUGAAAGAUAUGCAGAUGGAUAAGUCUGAGCUGGGAUGCCUACGAGCCAUUGUCCUGUUUAAUCCAGAUGCCAAGGGCUUGUCCAGUCCCUUUGAAGUGGAGUCCCUGCGAGAAAAGGUCUAUGCUACGCUCGAAGCAUAUACAAAGCAGAAGUACCCUGAACAACCUGGAAGAUUUGCCAAACUCCUCCUCCGGCUGCCAGCGCUGAGAUCCAUCGGGCUGAAAUGCCUCGAGCACCUCUUCUUCUUCAAGCUGAUUGGGGACACGCCCAUUGACACCUUUCUCAUGGAGAUGCUCGAGACCCCACUCCAGAUCACCUGACCCUGUCGCUGGGAGAGAGAUGGUAGAGGACAGUUUAGGAUAUCGUGGACCCACAUCAGCUCCUGCCCAGUCUCCUUGCCCCGUCCCCUACUGCGACAGCUUGUAAUAGAGAGGCUUUAUAGACCCUCAGAUCUUUUUAGGUGGGAAUAUUUGUACAGAGACGAAUUGACUUGUCAGACCCUCUCCUUGCCAGCUGUAGAAUCGCUGCAGUUUAUCAGAGUGCUAACAAGACCCUUUCCCCCUGUACAUGUAAUCGGUUUAAAUUAUUUUUUCACUCGCAAUAAAAGCAAAAAAAUAAAUUAAAAUAAUAUAUAAGAUAU
Molecule: messenger RNA, 2106 nt
Organism: Dermochelys coriacea (leatherback sea turtle)
Lineage: Eukaryota; Metazoa; Chordata; Testudines; Dermochelyidae
Gene: RXRG
Product: retinoid X receptor gamma
Exons: 10
Coding region: 362-1786 (474 amino acids)
Biological process (GO): anatomical structure development; response to retinoic acid; cell differentiation
Cellular component (GO): nucleus; RNA polymerase II transcription regulator complex
Molecular function (GO): nuclear steroid receptor activity; zinc ion binding; nuclear receptor activity
Source: RefSeq, a predicted model, not a curated record